AUGCCUCGCCAGCUGAUUCAACCCACGCCGCUGCUCCCGCUGGCGGUGCUGCUCCCGCUGCUGCUGCUGACGAUGUACUCUGCCGGUGGGUGCCGCGCCGCUGCACACCGCUGCGCCUUCGACGACAUGGCGCCGAGGAGGGGCCGGCCGCCGGCUGCGGUGGUGCGUGAGGUGCCGCGGAGGGGGCAGGGCGCGGCGCAGGCGUACACCGUCGCAGCGGCAGGGGGAAAGAGCAUCGAGGGCUGGGCGCCCAUCCGCAUCGUGGUGUCCACGAAGGACCUGGAGAGGAGUUCUCGGAUGAAGGGGAAGAAGAGGUACUGCGAAGCAGAGGGGGAGGAGUGCAUCAACUACUUGGGGCACGAGGCAACUUGCACGGCCCGUGACGUACUCUCGGACGCUAAGAAGGGGUUGUACACGACGAAGAUAAUCCCCGAGGCCGUCAAGCUGCACGCGGAGCGACUCCUUGUGGAGCCCGUGAAGACGGAGUAU
This is a messenger RNA of Trypanosoma conorhini, 489 nucleotides long. Its product is annotated as surface protease GP63. NCBI's taxonomy places the organism in Eukaryota, Euglenozoa, Kinetoplastea, Trypanosomatida, Trypanosomatidae. Gene Ontology annotation, biological process: proteolysis; cell adhesion. The annotation marks the transcript as partial. Gene Ontology annotation, molecular function: metalloendopeptidase activity. Gene Ontology annotation, cellular component: membrane. The transcript has a single exon. The record is from RefSeq and is a predicted model, not a curated record.